GUUAAGUUAUAAUUCCGCCCUAUUCGUAUAACGGUUGCCAAAAGAAAUGUUUAAGUUGUGGUUGAAAUUUCAAAUAUUUUUAGCCGUCGGCAGCGUUUUGGCCGACCCCUGCACUAUAUCUAUACCAACGGACUUACCGGAUCCUCAACCCGUCUUUGUAACACAGCAAGGACUAUUCCGGCCGAUUAAUCAAGUAACCGAAGUGCAAGAGGGCGAGGAGCUCACAUUGCACUGCGCUGGUAAGGGCAAUGUAGUGGUACCUCUCAAGCAACAAACAGUCACGCUAGUUUGUCGUGGUGGAGAUUUCUACAAUACAGAAACGGACGAACAACAAACACUUAAAGAUCUGAAAUGUACGCGUAUACCAACCUCGGAGCUGCAGGCAACAGAAACCAGUUGUGCUGACGGCGCCGGUGUCUUCUACGAAGUGGGCUUCCUGGUGAACGAUAAUUUCCAUAGCGUUUUCACAAUUUGCUACGACAGUGCAAACGAGCACACGAUCUAUUCACGCAGUCUCGUCAAUGGUGCAGCACAGAGUUUCAAAAUAAACGACAGCACCCGUCGCGCAUUCAAAGCCGAUGGACUGCGUUUCUCCACCACGGCAACGAAUAAUUUCUACGUGAAUAAAAACCAGAAAUCGCGUUUCGCAUCCUACUUUGGCGCUAAACAAGCGUUCGUAAACAGGACUAGCUUCCUCGCACGUGGUCAUAUGGCACCCGAUGCUGAUUUCGUUUUCAGCUACGAACAGUUGGCCACCUACUAUUACGCCAACUGUGCGCCGGAAUGGCAGGUGGUGAAUGCCGGCAACUGGUUGCGCGUAGAGAAUGCCGUUCGCAAGCUGGCCUCUCAACUGGGCUCCGAUGUACUCACAUAUACCAGCACUUUGGGUGUGUUGGAGUUAACAAAUCCCACGGAUAAUAAAGAGACGCAAAUUUAUUUGGAUAAAACCGAAUUGAUUCCAGCACCAGAAUGGUAUUAUAAAAUCGUAAUGCAUCCAAGUCUUGCCGCUGACGUAGUCUUCAUCACACGUAAUAAUCCAUUCGAAGAUGUUGGCAAAGAGGUGGAGUUUUGUACGAAUGUUUGUGAUAAGUACGAUUUAGAUUUGAGCUAUUAUGAGGACUCACGUCAUGGAUACACAUUUUGCUGUGAGUUGAAUGAUUUCUGGGUAGCCGCUAUGAAUACUGACAGCCCGAAUUUCGAUCUACCAGAUGGCUGGAGUUAUAAGAAUUAAUGGGAAAGAUCUCGCUCUCGCUCUUUCUCUCUCUCUCUCUUUUUUAAAUAAAUGCAA
Molecule: messenger RNA, 1288 nt
Organism: Ceratitis capitata (Mediterranean fruit fly)
Lineage: Eukaryota; Metazoa; Arthropoda; Insecta; Diptera; Tephritidae
Exons: 3
Coding region: 47-1231 (394 amino acids)
Biological process (GO): apoptotic DNA fragmentation
Cellular component (GO): nucleus; mitochondrial inner membrane
Molecular function (GO): RNA endonuclease activity; metal ion binding; single-stranded DNA endonuclease activity
Source: RefSeq, a predicted model, not a curated record